UAAAAAGUUGCGGGAAACAAUGGCUACGCUUGUAGAUAAAUUUGAUAUUAUUAAUCAAAGUUAUUUUGAUUUUUGUGUUUAUAUUUGCGUAAAAUAUACAGAGCAAGAGAACUGGGCCCUUCUUCAAGAACCUAUGGAAAUUCUCUCUGGUAUCCUGAAGAAGUCAAUCAACAGAGACUACCCAGGCAAUAAGACAAGGUGCGACCUGAUCAUUGCCAUCUUCAGUGUCAGACGGCUCAUCUGGAUUGGUCUGGAGCGAUGGCCGGACGAUCUGGAUGAAGAAGUGCUGGAAGAAGUUUUUGAAAUCAUCAAGGACCUUGCUAGCACACUCAAUGACUUACAUAACUCUUUUAAUGACAAGCCUGAAAUAGCUGAGGUAGCUCGGUACUGCUUGUUCUACACAUAUGUAUUCAUACUACAGUUGUAUCCAACACAGCAACAACAGCAACAAGAACCAACUUAUGAGCAAAUUCUAAUUAACCUUCAGCACCUGAUGAAAGAUAAGAAAGAGAAAAAACUUUUCAAAACUUGUCAGAUGAACUCAAGGGAGCUAGCCAAAGUAGCUCCACAUCCCAAACUCCUUAUCCCAAACAUUAUCAGUUUGGUGCAAAAGAUCUCAGAAACACUAGAAGUACCACUACUUCUGAAGUUUGUAGAUGGUUUGUACAAGUCAUCAGAUUUCACACACUUUAACAACAGUGAUGCCACAUAUGACUAUAACCUGACAUAUGACAGUAAUACGACACAUGCCAGUAACACAACAGAUGACAAUAGUGAGAGUGACACUGACGCAACUGACGACUAUGAUGUAGCCGGUGGCAGUGUGGACGAGGGUCGUGUGUGUAAAAAAGCUGAGAGCCGUUGGAAAGAAACUUUUUACAAGAAUCUGGGAUUAGAAGCUAGAGAUGAAAAGAAGAAACAUGAGUCCCCAGUUGGGAAAGUCAGUAAAUUGGAUGCUGAAAUAGCCAGGUUACAUGGUCUUCAGCUGAAAAAACACGAGAAAGACAAGUUGUUAGAAGACAAUCAACAAAAAUCUAGAAAGGUCCAAGAGCUCAGGUCACCAAGUGCAUCACCUUUAAAGAACCAACACAAUGGCACCACCCACACACUACAGAACUCAAGCAGGAGGUCAAGGUCACCUGGUUCGGCCCACAGAAAGCACUUGUUUGCCAGCUCGUCCAGUAGGUCAAGGUCACCCAGCUCACCCCACAAAAGACGAAGAAAAGAUCACUCACCCAGUAGUUCAAGGGCCUCCAGCUCACCCCUGAAAACACACAAGGUCGACACCUCGCCAAGUUCAAGGUCGUUGAGCUCACCUCACAAAAAACCAACAGAAAAGUCACCUAGAAUGUCAAGGUCAUCCAGCUCCCCUCAUAAAAGUCAGCAGCGGAACACCUCACCCAAAAGUACACAGUCAUCUCACUCACCUUACGUAAGGCUGUUGGUUCAGCACUCACCUAGAAGGUCAAGGUCCCUUAGCUCCCCUCAAAAAAGGCAGUUGGUUCAUCACUCACCAAGAAGGUUAUCGUCAUCAAGUUCCAGCUCAGCAGAUUCUACACCCAUGCAUUUCAAGAGAAAACUUGAUAUGUCACCAAAACAUUCAAAAGGCAAGCGGAGAAAGUGGACCACAGCAGAAGAGGACAGUUUCAUCAUCCAGACUUUAAAAACUGGAGAAGGUCGCUGGGCCGAGAUCAAAGUUCAACUGGGCACCUCCAGAACCAACAAACAGCUGAAAGAUAAAUGGAGAAACAUUCCGCCCUCUAGAAUAAAGAAAGUUGCCAAACAAAAUAAGCUGACAUUUACCAAUUGAUUGGUUAUUGUAAUAGCAAUGUCAAAUUGAUUGGAUGAUAUUUUUAGUACAUUUCAGUGAUUGGCUGGUUAUUUUAGUAUUACAAAUUUAUUGCAUGAUUGAGUAUAUUUCAAAGUGAUUUAAUGGUUGUUUUAAUAAUAUAUUUCAAUCUGAUUGGAUGGUUAUUUUUAGAAUCUUUUCAAGGUGAUUGGUUGGUUAGUAUAUUUUAAAUUUAAAGUGGUCAAGUGCAUUAGUAAAACCAAAAGUGUUACAGUCUGUAGCCAUUCAUAUUACAACAUGUCAUCUUUCCCUAUGGGUUUUAGUGUACCAGUACCAUGUUAUAAGAGUCAUUGUUUUACUAAGUUGGUUGUAAAUAUUCCUGAACAAACUUGUCUUUCUUUAAAUACACAACACUGUACGUCAGAAUGCUGCUUAUGAGACGUGUCGGUAUUAUGUAUGUAUGUAUGUAUAAUAAAGAGAGAUGUGCCUUUACUUCAAUCUUUGACUAGCAGUCUCUUUUAAACUAUUUUGAAAAUGAUCUUGUUCUCUUUCACUGUGGUUAAGGCGAUUACUGUACCAUACCUUAGAAUUUAUUGAUCAUAGUAAAUUUGUAAGUUGUAUUCCUUAUGUCAAAUCAAAUAUUUAUG
This is a messenger RNA of Physella acuta, 2436 nucleotides long. RefSeq names its product protein SON. The record is from RefSeq and is a predicted model, not a curated record. Lineage: Eukaryota; Metazoa; Mollusca; Gastropoda; Physidae. Gene Ontology annotation, cellular component: chromosome, telomeric region; nucleus. Gene Ontology annotation, biological process: protection from non-homologous end joining at telomere. Gene Ontology annotation, molecular function: telomeric repeat DNA binding.